AUGGCUGCGAUACCUGCUAUCGAGAUUGUGAACUGGGUGGCCUCUACGGCAUACCUCAACGAUCCCAGCGUUAUCGACGAGGGUAUCAAGUUCGUCUUGAAUGUCACGGGAGUUCUUGACGUGUGGAACGGUCUGCAGACAGAAAGGCCCAACACCUAUUUGGCCACAGCUUGGACAUCCAUCGAGGCGCACGAGGCUCUCGAAGCCGACAAGGCGAGAUACGCCCAGUCCCUCGCCUUACUUGCUCCUGCCAUGGCGGCGGACCCGGAAGCCGUACUCUUUCAUGCCGACCUCGAUCCAGACUACCCACUAGUGUUCAAUUCCCCUGCGACGGAAUUUGUGCAGGUCUUGCCAAAUGAUGGCGUCACUGCCAACACAACCAGCUCUCUGUUGGCGCAGCUGAAGGAAGAUGCCGUGAAAACAUGUGGUGCAUUAGCGGCCAGCUGGGGUCCGAUAGUAGAGCAGGCGCAGACGCUUAUGGCGGUAGUUGGGUGGAAGAGUGUCAGCGAGGCCAAUGAUGCUUGCUUUGCGGAUAUUACAAAAGAUCUGCAAGCUAGCGCUACCCUCACUCUGUCUCAUGCGCAUAUGAGAGAAGGGGCAUAG
Heterobasidion irregulare TC 32-1 is the source of this 603-nucleotide messenger RNA. RefSeq lists its product as uncharacterized. NCBI's taxonomy places the organism in Eukaryota, Fungi, Basidiomycota, Agaricomycetes, Russulales, Bondarzewiaceae. The transcript is spliced from 4 exons. The record is from RefSeq and is a predicted model, not a curated record. The coding region runs from base 1 to 603 and encodes 200 amino acids.